CCAGAAUCCCAGACACAUUUUUACGUCCCGAACAAGAAAGCAAAUCUGAAACCUACCCAAACCCUAACCCUAACCCCUAAAUUCGAUGACCUAAAUUCGCCGGCCGGUACUCCAAUUCAACAUGUCGGCGAUCGGAAACGGAUUGGGGAAUUCGAAUGAUUCGGCGGCGGCGUUUGUGACGAUGGCGAGCCAGCGGCUGCGGCUGAACCCUAACAAGGAGCACAAGCCGGAAAGCUACGACGACAUGCAAUUGGAUUUCAGCCCGUCGAUUUUCAGCUCGCUGGAGCGGUACUUGCCGCCGAACAUGCUCGGAAUGCCGAGACAUGAUAAGGUCAAGUUCAUGAGGGAGAUUCUCCUCAAGUACUUGCCCCAUGGAGAACGCAACAGAGUUCAGAAGCACAGAGAUUACAGGCAGAAGAUUAUAUUGAAUUACCAGCCUUUGCAUAAAGAGUUAUACCAGCUCGAUCCCACCAUCACCUUUGUCCCGACAUUUCUAGAAGCAGUGAAUGAGAAUACUGAGGAAAGCUUCAGAAGGAUAUGUUCUGAACCCUCACCUGGAAUAUAUACUUUUGAGAUUUUUCAGCCACGUUUCUGUGAAUUGUUAUUAGCCGAGGUGGAGAAUUUUGAAAAAUGGGUUGGUGACUCCAAAUAUAGAAUCAUGCGACCCAAUACAAUGAAUAAGUAUGGUGCUGUUCUUGAUGAUUUUGGCCUUGAAACCAUGCUGGACAAGCUUAUGGAGGGUUUUGUUCGUCCUAUAGCUAAAGAGCUGUUUCCUGAGGUUGGUGGAGCAACUUUGGAUUCUCAUCAUGGGUUUGUGGUUGAAUAUGGUAACAAUAGGGAUCUUGACUUGGGUUUUCAUGUUGAUGACUCAGAAGUAACUUUGAAUGUGUGCUUGGGAAAACAAUUUACUGGAGGAGAGUUGUAUUUCCGGGGAAUACGUUGUGAUAAACAUGUAAAUAGCGGAAGCCGUCCAGAGGAAGUCUUUGAUUAUUCUCAUACCCCAGGAUAUGCUGUGCUUCAUCGUGGUCGUCACAGGCAUGGUGCUAAAGCCACGACAUCAGGUCAUCGUGUCAAUUUACUUCUAUGGUGCAGGAGUUCUGUUUUCAGAGAGAUGAGGAAGUAUCAGAAAGAUUUCUCUACCUGGUGUGGGGAAUGCUUGCAUGAGAAGAAAGAGAGGCAACGAAUGUCAAUUACAGCUACCAAACAGGUAAUUUUAUAUAGAUGUAUGCAAAUAAAGCCAGCAUAUGGGGACAGGCAUGCACUCCAACACAUAGACAUAAAGCUCAGAAACUGAUGGAUUAUGAAUUUCACCUAAGCAGUACAUUACUUAGAUCAAACUUGUAUAGGAGGUUACCUAUUUUAUCAAUUAGAUCCACAUUAAUUUUUCGUUCUGUAAAGAUUUCCUCACAUGAAGAGUUAAAAGCCCUAAUAUUACAGCACUUCCAUACUACAGACUUGAAAUGCAUGAUAAACACAUCAAAGUGGAAUAGAUAUUCAGGUGAGUUGUUUUUCUGCAGGAGUUGUUGCUCAGGAAGGAUGAUGAGUCCUAAUGUAGCUGAUCUUCAUUCACUACAAGUACACACCAUUUGUUGUAAAAUGUAGCUGUAGCCUGGUCCAUGUCGAAGCACCAGAGAAACUGGCCUACACAAUGAAACUGGACGAAAGUUGGGUCGCAUUUGCUUAUGUACAUCAAUUAUGUUAAGAAAUUGGUAACGUCUACCUUGAAUCUUGAAGCAUUUGUGGAAUGGAACUUCUGUAAAAAGAGAAUGUUUAUGUGAAUUCAUUGUCUGUUGUAUUUGAUUAUCAUAUAGGAAACUUGUAUUAGUGUAUUACAAAUCAUGAUGGCUUUUAUUGUUAUUUUUCUUUAGAAACACAAGUUCAAACUUCAAAGCAUGAACAUUGAUAUAUUGC
Messenger RNA from Fragaria vesca subsp. vesca, 1911 nucleotides. RefSeq lists its product as uncharacterized. The transcript has 8 exons. Gene Ontology annotation, molecular function: L-ascorbic acid binding; oxidoreductase activity, acting on paired donors, with incorporation or reduction of molecular oxygen; iron ion binding. The coding region runs from base 122 to 1294 and encodes 390 amino acids. Lineage: Eukaryota; Viridiplantae; Streptophyta; Magnoliopsida; Rosales; Rosaceae. The record is from RefSeq and is a predicted model, not a curated record.